AUGGACGAUACUACCAAGGCUGUGGACCUCGUGGUCCAAUAUUAUGACCAGGAAUUCAAACCCCUCAUCCUUCUAGCUUUGGAAUGCAAGCGUCAGAAUAAGAAAAAACGUGGUAUCAAAGAAAUGGAGGAACAGCUUCACGAUUAUAUUCAAAGUUUCUUUGAACCCGAUGGAUUGGCACAAGGACGACGAACCGUGUUUGGUGCCGUUGCCUAUGGAGCAAAGAUUCGGGCCUGGAAGGCUGAGUUCGAUGGGCGAUAUACUACUUUACAUCACGCGUGGGGUAACUCUGUAACCGCGGAUGAGGGUUCUUAUAAAGACCCUGGGGAGCCCCACGAUGCUGAAGAGAUUUUCACAUUUUUUCAAUUGGUGAAGAAGAUUGCAAUAACACCGGCGCAAGUGGCAGGAGGUCAGCCAAGCUACCAAACACCAACACAAAUGAGAGCCGGCCAGCCAAUCUACCAAACACCCACGCAAAUGAGAGUCGGCCAGCCAAGCUACCAAACACCCACGCAAAUGAGAGUCGGCCAGCCAAGCUACCAAACACCCACGCAAAUGACAGGAGGCCAACCAAGCUACCAAAUAUCUGCGCAAAUGACAGGAGGUGCUAGUAUGGGAGUCGGCGGAAGCUAUGGGGGUGCCAGCGGAGGUAUGGGGGGUGCUAGUGGGGGUGCCAGUGGAAGAUAUGAGGAUGACAGCAGAAACAUGGGAGAAGACAGUGGAAGCUAUGGAGACGUCAGUCCAGUGGUUGAAGGUGUUGGUGGAGGCAUUGGAAGCGACAUUCCGAGUGGAUCAUCAGACUCCACGUCCAUAAUCAUGGUGGAUGUGACAAAAAAAAAGCGUGGAAUGAAUCCGACCGAGUAUAGUUUUACUGAUGCAAAGGGGACGAAGGUAUCCACAACAGCAUCCCAGUGGAAGGCACGAAAUGGUCAAUUUACACACAAAAGAAACAAUCAGAUUUACAUGUCGAAGAAGCCGCUAGCCUGA
This is a messenger RNA of Hymenoscyphus albidus, 987 nucleotides long. The record is from the annotation of a GenBank genome assembly. Lineage: Eukaryota; Fungi; Ascomycota; Leotiomycetes; Helotiales; Helotiaceae.